Mucor mucedo is the source of this 2063-nucleotide messenger RNA. Its product is annotated as stress-activated map kinase interacting protein 1-domain-containing protein. Gene Ontology annotation, cellular component: TORC2 complex; plasma membrane; cytoplasm. The record is from RefSeq and is a predicted model, not a curated record. Gene Ontology annotation, molecular function: phosphatidylinositol-4,5-bisphosphate binding. The transcript has 4 exons. Gene Ontology annotation, biological process: TORC2 signaling. The coding region runs from base 52 to 2013 and encodes 653 amino acids. NCBI's taxonomy places the organism in Eukaryota, Fungi, Mucoromycota, Mucoromycetes, Mucorales, Mucoraceae.
UUUUUUUUAAAAAUAUAUAUAUAUAUAUAUAUAUAUAUAUUAUUUAUACAAAUGUCACUUAUAACCGAUCCUCUUUAUCUCAUUCACACCAGUCGAAUCAAGUUUUUACGUAUUGAAGAACGAGGUGAACGUAUCAUUAGCUUCCCACCGACGGUCAUGUCGGAUGACUAUGUUCGACUGGCAGCCCCCAUCUACCCUGAAAUGCAAUACUGUUAUUCACCCGUCUACGACGGCAUUUCCAACAACAACAGCAAUAGAAUCAGCUGUAGUCCUCGCACUACCAAACGUAAUUACCGCCAGCGUUUACCUACCACGCUCAAAACCAACUUUUCAGCAAGAUACCCCAACAUGAACACCAAUGUUGAAACAAGAAAGGAGUCGCCUGAUAGCGAAGAUGAGGAUAUUGUAGCCUCCAAUUCCAGCAGCAAGCAGGAAACUAUAAAGAUGUCAGCGAUUGCAGUAACAGCCAGUCGGUCGUUUCAUACCACGUCUUUACAUCCCUCUGUCGAUUCAGUUAUUGACCCCUCACCACGUUCUUCCAUUGACACCCAAACGAGUUUUCCACCUCCUCCUGUUUCUUUAGACAGCGCCAGUUUGGAACCACUGGCCUAUACCAAAACACAACCCAGUCGUCCACCACCCGUGACCUCUGCCUUAUCCGCAUUGAUUGCGGAGAAGGCAACCAAAGCAGAGAACCCGUUUGCAGAGUACUCCUUUGUAUCAGGCAAAGGAGAAUCGAAAUCCAUCAAGCUAUGUGUCUAUUUCCCUCAUUCAACUGAACCGUAUAAACCGUGCUACAUUAUUGUGAGACCCGAUGCGGUGACCGAUGAUGUGAUUGGAUAUAUCUUGUACGAUUAUGUGGAAGAAAAGAGACAGCCCGAAUUAGAGGAAGAUGCCUAUGAUUUAGCAGAGUGGGUACUCUUAAUUGCAGAAGACGAUGGUGAGAUUGAAGAGGGUUUACCGGCAAUUGAUCGUACACAAAAUAUUCGCCGUGUUUCGUUUGAACAGUUUGCACUAUGUCGAGCAACAAAGACACAGGCUGCACAAAAUGAUUUGGAUCGUGCUCGUAUGGGUCGAUCUAAACCAGAUGGAGAGACAUUGAGAAAGAAGAAGGAAGCAUCUUCUGUCCAUGUGGAACAAGCACCUGCUACAGUGGAUGAAGUAUUAGAGACAGGGGAAGAUGAAAUUACAUCGGCUUCUUUUACUACACACUUGAUCACGCAACAACAACAACCUGAUGCUUCCACGGUAGCAGUACCUAUACCAUCUUCCAAGGCAACCCUUACGAAAGCAACUAUGCCUAUGACGCCAUUGAAAUACUUUCGUAUUAAACUCAUGACAAAUGAAGAAGUAUCGGCUACUACAGCCAUCCCUGUGUAUGCUGAAAUGUUUAUUGGUGAUGUCUUAGAACUGGUAUCUAGGAAACGUAAAUUAGAUCCUAACGAAUAUAUGCUGACGAUUGCGGAUACAAAAGUGAUUGUACCAAAUGAUACCACAGUAGAGAGUAUGAAGGGAAUUAAUGAUUUGACAUUGACGAAGAAGGGAACAGCAUUAACGAUCCCUAGUACAUCUCAUACUUGGCGAUCACCCAUCAAGCGUAAAAAAGAUGAAGUGAAUCAUCCAAUGUAUUUUUCCACAAGCGAAAGUCCCUUGGCCAUUUCUACGGCGACAGCAAAUGAAGGAUUAUUGUCUCAGUAUAAAAAGUAUACGGUGAGUCGAAAGAUGCCAAUGUUUGUAAGUAAGCGAGUGUAUAUAUUAGCCAUUGAUGGAGAUUAUAUCCAUUUAAUGCCACCGGAACAUAAAGGCAUGUUUGAUUCUGUCAAAACCACGUCGUUUCAUGCCAGUGCGGUUCGAUCGUGUAAGCAGAGUAAAAAAGCACCAACGAAUUUCAAAGUCAUGAUUCUGAAAGAACGGGAUUUUAAAACCUAUGAUUUGGAAGCGGAAAAUGCUAAAGAAGCCAAUGAGAUAUGCAGCAGGAUUCGAUUUUUGAUGCAAGUAACCAAAGGAGCUUGAAAAAAUAAAAUAUCCUGACACAGACACACAAAAAGGGCCCGCCCCACCAG